Molecule: messenger RNA, 672 nt
Organism: Rotaria socialis
Lineage: Eukaryota; Metazoa; Rotifera; Eurotatoria; Philodinida; Philodinidae
Source: the annotation of a GenBank genome assembly
AUGCGACCUAAAAAAUUGAAUAAUUCCAUUGAUGAAACUGAUCGAGAACUAAUACAAGCAUUAGAACUUGACGGUAAAAAUAUUGAAAAUUUGAUUAAAGAAAAUGUUGAAAAACUUGAUCGAAUGCUUGAUGAUGAUGAUUUAUUUAAUCAAACAAAUUUGAAAGCAAUUCAAUCUCUUGCACGUGAAAGUGUAGUGAAUGUGCCAACUUUAAUUGGUAAUAAACUCAAUGAUGAUAAGUCUUCGCUAGAAUCUCAUUUAGUCAUUAAGUCUAAUGAACGAUUAGAAAUACUUGUUGAACGUGUUAGACAUGAAGUAUUUUUUUUUAUUGAAAACGCUGAAAAAAUUCGUGUUUUAAUUGAUCUUAAUGUUAUGCACAAUAAUGAAAUCGAUUAUGAAACACAAUGUUUAUGGAAAAGUCAACUUAUUCAAAUGCAAGGACAAAUAUCCUCGAAUCAUAUGGAUAUUUUAAAUUAUUAUCAAAAUCGAAGUGACAUUGGCAUCAGUAUACUAAACCAACCACGUGCCAGUGAUUGCUGGGAACAAUUAAUUGAGAUUGAUGAAGACUUUUUCUUUAAAUUGAGAAUAAUUCUUCAUAAUUUAAGAUUAUUCAACGUUCGAUUGUAUGAUAUUGUCUAUCGUUGGAUUUAUUUUCCUAAUAAAUUGAUGUAA